Encephalitozoon romaleae SJ-2008 is the source of this 756-nucleotide messenger RNA. RefSeq lists its product as hypothetical. The record is from RefSeq and is a predicted model, not a curated record. Bases 1 to 756 code for a protein of 251 amino acids. The transcript has a single exon. Lineage: Eukaryota; Fungi; Microsporidia; Unikaryonidae.
AUGAUUAUGGCACUCUUGGCUGGAGUGGCGCUUUCAUAUCCCUUGUAUCUUGACUCGUUUACCAACAAGCCCAUCAGAAUCGUGGCUAUGGAAGACAAGAAUCUUCUUGCUUCUGAGUUUGUAAAAGAUUUUGGGACAAAUCCGUUUAGGGUUAUUGAUAUACUCAAUCCAGCUAAUGGAUACAACACAAGAUCACAAAUAAAUAGGAACGGGCCUGUCUUUAAGGUCAGAGUUGGAGGGUCCUGGCUGUGCAGGAACAGGAGAGAUCUUUCAAAAUGUGCAGACAACACAGAUUUCUGGGAAAUAACUAGGAGUGGAGAUGGAUUCACCAUAUCGCAAGAAGGAUACUGUCUUAGCACUGAAGGAAAAGGCAGACUCAUACUAGAAAGAUGCAAUGGGAGGAGUAGGAGCCAUCUUUUUCUUUUUGAGGACAUGGAAAUCGAAGACUGCAUGGACUCGGUUGACCUGGGUGGGCAACCCAGAACCGAGGCAGAGAAGGUCAAGCAGCUUAAGCUCAAGAAGAAGCUUGAUGAUUUGAAAAAGAAAGACAGGGCCAAGGCAGAGAAGAUCAAGAAGAAACUGGAGGAGAAGAAUGACUUUGAGAAGUAUGCAAAGAAAAACCUCCCUGAUCUUACGGGGAAAGAUGAUUCAAAGGAGGUUCUCAGUAAGCUAUGGGACUUCGGGUGGAAAAGGCCCAAGUUUAGCUUUCCCUCCUUCCCUUGGUUUAAAUUUCCGUUCUGUAAGAAGCUGUGGUAG